Molecule: messenger RNA, 5340 nt
Organism: Syngnathus acus (greater pipefish)
Lineage: Eukaryota; Metazoa; Chordata; Actinopteri; Syngnathiformes; Syngnathidae
Gene: plekhh1
Product: pleckstrin homology domain containing, family H (with MyTH4 domain) member 1
Exons: 30
Coding region: 1038-4952 (1304 amino acids)
Cellular component (GO): cytoskeleton
Source: RefSeq, a predicted model, not a curated record
UGCGUAUCCACUUUUUCCCGAACGUUCAGCAGAAUAGUGGAAGAGGGUCGGCCGUGGCAACUGACUAAGAAGCGGGACAAAGGACAAACGGAAAACAAAUUGGAGACGGCUGUUAGCACGCAGAGGCUGACCUCCUUUGCGGGCCUCACCUGAGGAGUCCAUCACAGAGCACAAGUGACUCCUAGUGGAACUUCCUCCGUGUGUGGUCCACUUUGACGAGCAGCACCACAAUGAAAAACCGCAACGAAGGUCAGCCCGCUUCCUCUCCUCCUCCUCAUCUUUAGACAGCAAACUUGUGAGAGUCUCUUGGUGACACCACUUUUUUUUUCCUUUAUGGAAGGACACAUGUAAAGGACAUUAAAGGAGGUUCGCGUGUGUGUGCACAUAUGUGUGUGUGUAUGUGUGUGUGUGUAUAACUCAUGGUGUGUUGUGGUUGUGUGUGAAUCAAGCUUCUGACAGAAGCGUUGCAGGCUUAUGCUUAAAUCACAAAGUCCACCAAGUGAUGACUGCUGAGCUGACCAAUAUAUGAACACAAACGGUGCAGCUACACAUGUAGACAUUCAACAAGACAGUUCUCACAGUCAUAUCCUUGGUGAGCCGAUACUGAUGCAUAGAUACUAGGUACAGAUGCGCAUGUGCAGUCGGCGUUAACCUACAUAACGUCGCACGGGUAAUUGCGUUGAACUGUAACCGUCCGCGGUUUGCGGGUGAAACAAAGUGUGUGUUUACAUCCCGUGGGAGCAGCCAGCCUCUCAUGCAAUAUCCUAGAGUGGGAGGGGAGGGGCCAAGACCGCGAAGAAGAGGGUGAGGGGUGACUCCUUGCAGAAACCUGAUGCCGCUUCGGGCCCUUUAAAGGAGGAAGAUGGUCCUCUCAUUGAAGGCCGGGAGGAGCGUGUGUGUGUGUGUGUGUGUGUGUAUGUGUGUGCGUGUGUUAGUGUGUGUGUGUGUGACUGCAUGAUGUGUGCUUGCACGCGGCGGGCUCACACAGUCAGCAGAGCACGGCCAGGCAGGAGCUGCUUCAGGAAGAAGAAUAAUGAAUGAAUGAGUGGACGAAGGAGAGCGCUGUGGACGCCGUGAGCGUGGCCCUGUGGGUGGAGUCGACCAGCAAAAAGUCCGAGAAAAUCGUGGACAUGGCUGACGUGAUGGAGAGCGGCAGCGGCGGCGGUGUCGCGGGAGCUCCCGGCGUGGAUUGGCAGAAGCGCUGUGCGGCUCUGGAGAUGCAGCUGCUGAGGUUCCGGAUCCAAGCCGGGAAAAUCCGGGAGCUGCUGGGCGAGAAGAUGCAGGAGCUGGAGCAGCGGGCGAUCGAGGCCGACCAACGAGCAGAGAGCGCCGAGAAACAGAUCCACACCAUGGAAGAAAAGCUCAAGUCAUCAAACAUCCAUAGCUGCGAGUCCGAAAGCUUAGUGUACAGGAAGUACCAAGACCUGAUGGCCCGGGUCCAAGAAAAAGAUGCCACCAUCAAGAAAUUAAAGAUCCAGCUGGAAAAGCAGAUCUUAGUCAGAACCCAGGAGGCCAAAAUAAUUGAGGAGAAGGCAGCCAAGAUUAAAGACUGGGUGAAGAUGAAGCUCCAAGAGAUGGAGCAAAAGAACGAACACCUUAAACAGGCCAAGUCGAAGCAGAUGGAGGAGAUCGCGAUGCUGCACGACAAACUAAAAGCUCUUUUAGAGAAACCGGCCACCAGUCCCGCCGGAUCCCCAAAGUCUCAGCUCAGACUCGCACCUAAAAGCCCAGCGGUGCCUCGCUCGCCCUCCACCAACAACCCCUUUCCCAGUCCCGCCCAGUCGGGCGCCAGCAUGACCUUACCCAAGAUCCGGACACCACUCACCCCCAGGGACAGCAUCCAGCUGGUGAAGAAGCAUUUGAGCCAGCCCCAGCACAACCUGGAUCGACUCCACCAGCUGGUCAGCAUCGACAUUAUGACGCCCUCGUCCACUUGCUCCACCCUCACCACCAGCGCGUCGCCCGUCUCCCAGCCAGUCGAGGAAACGGACAUUGACGACACGCUCCUGGACAGCAUGGACGGCGUGGUAGAAGGAUCCGAAUCAGAGCAUGACGGAGUCCCCCUUGUGGGUCUCGCAGAGGAACUGGAGAGACUGGAUCCUGAUGUUGUGAAACCACCGACGCCUCCCUUGCGUCGCUUCCCUUCCUGGGAAAGUCGAAUCUAUGCCGUGGCCAAGGCUGGAAUGAGAGUAUCUGAGGCAUCACCUGGAGCCAGGUGCCAAGGGCGAGGUUCCAUUUUGCCCCAGUGUCCAGCGGCCAGUCCUUUUGCGCAGUUGAUUUACAAGAACAUCAGCGUUCCGGUCUACACCACACUGAAAGGGAAAGCCACUCAGAUCAGCGCUGUGCCUCUGCGGGACAACGACGACUCGGGUUCAGAGGACGACAGCGGCUCCCUGGCCAGCUUGCGGACCUCUGUGCUGAGUCCAGACAAGCGGGCCGGCGUUCCCGGCAGCCCUCGUGCUGUCAAGAGAGGUGUCUCCAUGUCCUCCAUCAGCUCGGAGAGUGACUACGCUAUCCCGCCUGACGCCUGCUCCCUGGACAGCGACUACUCGGAACCAGAGCACAAAGUCCAGAGGACCUCUUCUUACUCUUGUGAGAGCACCGGGCCCGAGACCCUGGAGAAAUCUGGCUACCUGUUGAAGAUGAGCAGUCAGGUGAACGCGUGGAAGCGGCGCUGGUUCAUCCUCAGGAACGGCGAGAUUCUCUACUACAAGACACCCAGCGACGUCAUCAGGAAACCUCAAGGUCAGAUUGAGCUCAACUCGUCUUGCCGAAUCGUCCGUGGAGAAGGAGCGCAAACCUUUCAAUUGAUCACAGAGAAAAAGACUUUCUACCUGACGGCGGAUUCGCCUAACAUCCUGGAGGAGUGGAUCCGGGUCUUGCAGAACAUCUUGAAAGUUCAGGCCAGCAGCCCAGUCAGCGUGGGGCCCACCUAUGACAAGCCCACUGUGACAGGCUGGCUCACUAAGGUCAAACAUGGGCGUUCCAAGCUGGUGUGGUGUUCUUUGGUCGGAAAGGUCUUCUACUACUAUCGCAACCAAGAAGAUAAACUGCCACUGGGCCAGCUGCAGCUGCGCUCGGCGUCCGUCCAGGAAGUGGACCGCUCGUGCGACUCGGAUGAGGACUACGAGGCAGGCCUUGGCGGCGGCUUCCUUUCGUCACAUUGCACCCUGGUGGUGAAGCCCGGCGACCAGAGCCCCUCAUACCUCCUCGUCGGCACCAAACAGGAAAAGGAUGCGUGGCUGUACCACUUGAGCGUGGCAGCGGGAAGCGGCGCCAACCUGAAGGUGGGCACAGAGUGCGAGCAGCUUAUCGGUAGACUGUUGGAUGCAGAUGGAGACACAGAAAGCAGCCUGUGGCAGAGUGACGCUUUGAGCUUCUCCAAGGAAGGUCUCCGCUCGCCGCUCACCACGCUGCCCUCGGACGCCCUACAGACGGAAGCUCUCAAGCUCUUCAAGUCAUGCCAGCUGUUCAUCAACGUGCUGGUGGAGUCUCCGUGCGUGGACUACCACACGUCGUUGGCACAGAACGCCCUGCAAGUGUGCCUGUCGCACCAGGAGCUCCACAACGAGAUGUUCUGCCAGCUCAUCAAGCAGACCAACCGCCGCACGACGCACGACUACUCUGUCACGCAGUGCUGGCAGCUGCUGUCGUUGUGUGUGGCGCUCUUCCUCCCCCAGCAGCACUUCCUGUGGUACCUCAGGCAGCACCUGCACCGAAACGCUGACCCCAGUAGCGACGUGGGCAAGUACGCCGUGUACUGUCAGCGCUCAGUCGAGCGGACGCUGCGCAACGGCGAGCGGGAGGCCAGACCAUCACGCAUGGAGAUCGUCUCCAUCCUGCUGAGGAACCCCUACCACCAUUCCCUGCCCUUCAGCAUCCCGGUGCACUUUAUGAACAACACGUACCAAGUUGUGGGUUUUGAUGGCUCCACCACCGUGGACGAGUUCCUCAACACGCUGAACCAGAGGAUCGGCAUGCGGAGCCCUCAGCUGUCCGGCUUUGCGCUCUUUACCGACGACCCGUCCGGAAAAGACCUGGAGCACUGCUUGCUGCCCCCCGCUAAGAUUUGUGAUGUUAUUUCCAAGUGGGAGCAGGCCCUGAAGGAGCAACACCCAGCGAAGAACGAGGGAACGCGGAUUGUACGGUUGACUUACAAGAACAGGCUUUGCUUCCGCUCUCAAGUCAAAGGCGAGACGGAGCGCGAGCGCCUCCUGUUGGCUUACCAGGUGAAUGACAACGUGCAGCAGGGCUAUUUCCCCGUCAACAAGGAACUGGCGCUGGAGGUGGCUGCCCUCAUGGCGCAGGUUGAGCACGGCGAUCUGGAGCGAGCGCCCUCCUCACCCGCCUCCUCCCCUCAAGCCAAGUCUCAGUUGAUGCUCCUGCAGGCAUUGGAGCGCUUCUACCCCAAACGCUACAAACACAACUGCAGCGCCGAGCAGCUCAGGGAGCUGAGCGAGCAUCUGUCGGCCAAGUGGUCCGCGCUACGCGGCUGCAGCGCGACCGAGUGUGUGAGAAUUUACCUGACGGUGGCGCGCAGGUGGCUGUUGUUUGGGGCCAAACUCUUCAACGUCAGGGCCGUGCCGCCCGCCCCUCACGAACAAGGCCCGGCCUGGGUGGCGGUCAACGAGGACGGGCUAUGCGUGCUGGACUACGCUAUGCACACACUGUCCUCAUACGCCUACCAGUCGAUAAUCACCUUUGGCGGCUGCUGUGACGACUUCAUGGUGGUCGCCAGCCAGCAGAAGGAGCCGGGAGGCGGGACCAAGGGCGUGACCAAGCUGCUGUUCGCCAUGACCAGACCAAAGAUCCUGGAACUGACUCUGCUCAUGGCCAGCUAUAUGAACCACCGGACCCCGGCUGCCCCUUCCGUCUCAAAGCAGCAGUGGGACGUCGACGCUCGCCACUUUCCCGCCAUGAACUACACCACCCAGGUCCCCACGCUACUCUGACCACCGUGGCGAAGAGUGCCUCGCUCAAAUGGCUUUUCUUUGUUUUUAACCAGAUACCUAAUGAAGAUAUGUCACAAAGGUACAAUCAUUAGGUAAGCUAGCUAGCUAGCUUGGAUUAAUUAACAUUUUUCUCACUGCACGGUAUCAACUUAGCUUGAAAUUCUGAUACAAAAGUAGCUUCUAUGAGGUACUAUUUCUUUGUCUAUGUUCUUUCUUAGUCACCCGUGGUAUGGGGGGCUUAGACUGAGAAAAUGUGUGCCAUUCUCAAAAACGCAAAACUUUUUGAAUUAAUGUCGUAAUUUAAGAACACUUGUUUGUCAUAAAUUGUCAGUUACUGUUUGUGUGUCCCAUGAAAAUAAAGCGGUACAGUUGGCAAAAUACGCUCUCA